AACAAGUGAUCGAUAUAAUUGUGAAUCCUGAAGCCUUGUAGUCAGCGGUGUAAAGAGACAGAAACACAUCCCAUCAUGCCUUGUUAAUCAAAAUGGCGGACGACGAGAAGAAUUUUACGUUUCAGUUUGUUCCAAACAAAACUUUCCUGGGUUUUGAGUCUUCUGAAGUUAAAGAACUUUUUAUGAAGUGGGGAAUGAUAUCGCGAAGUAAGGUGCAAAUGUUCUCGUACGACCAGUUAUUUCAGGCGUAUCAGAAAGACAAAUUUGUUUUGGACUUUUUUCAAGAUCCUGCUGUAAUAUCAAGUCUGCAGAUUGUGUCUCCCUCUGAUACAUGGGGUCCAUUGAGUGUCAAAGCAUCUUCUGUUACAGCAGAACCUGUCUCUUGUGUUGUUACAUCAAUGGACUUUUUUGACAGACUUCAAGAGCAAGGUAUUGUGAGGGAGUCAGGAAAUAUCAGAAAGUGUUUUGAUGAGUUUUAUGAAGACUUUGUCAUUUCUGAUGAACUCAGAAAGGUCUUAAUUCUGGAAGAAGCAGAAACAUAUCCAAUAUUUAGUGAUGCAGACAGAAACGAGUUUAUUUUCCUGAUUUUCAAGCAUAUAUGUCUUGGAGGCCAAGUUUGUCAAUAUGAAGAUGACAUAAACCCUUACCUCGAAACAACCAAAACAAUUUAUAAAGAUCUGUUAAGUGUACACAAAGACCCGACUACCAAGAAGUUGCAAGUCGGAUCAGUUGUGCUAAAAGUCUCUGCUCAGGAUGAAGAUGGUUCACCGAUUUACCCUUCACUUACGCCACACGAUCAGUCUUUUGCUUACAUGUGCAUCAACCUGCUCAAGAGACACGUGUACAUCUGGUAUCACUCGUGGACGUAACAGGCAGAAACAAACACGACCCGUGAACAUUGGCUGUAUAUGAACAAACGUGUUUGCCUUAAGUUCCGUCUCGUCUGCUCCAGUGUACUUUCUGCGUCAGUUCUCGUCAAACACACAUGGCGGUACGGAAGUAACAAAUACUUGUGGGAAAAGUGUUUCCCAAGGAGUUUCCAGCUUUUAGGCUGAUAACACAAUUUG
Messenger RNA from Orbicella faveolata, 1067 nucleotides. RefSeq names its product cilia- and flagella-associated protein 300-like. Lineage: Eukaryota; Metazoa; Cnidaria; Anthozoa; Scleractinia; Merulinidae. The record is from RefSeq and is a predicted model, not a curated record.